Molecule: messenger RNA, 2180 nt
Organism: Ylistrum balloti
Lineage: Eukaryota; Metazoa; Mollusca; Bivalvia; Pectinida; Pectinidae
Product: NADPH:adrenodoxin oxidoreductase, mitochondrial-like
Exons: 14
Coding region: 344-1819 (491 amino acids)
Biological process (GO): ubiquinone biosynthetic process
Cellular component (GO): mitochondrion
Source: RefSeq, a predicted model, not a curated record
GGUCCUGUAUACAGCAUCCCACUUGACUGCCGUUACGUCAUCAAGAACUUUACAUAUUAUUCCCUAUUUGGUAUCUCUAUUUAACAAAUGUUAGAUAAUUCUGAAGUCUUUAACAGCAUCACCAUCCACCAGAAAAUGAUUCAGUGCAUCUCUUUAUCACCUGUAUGGACAUAUUUCAAGGCAGUACAACAGGAUAUUGGCCUUUUAGGUGUUCAUUCAGAUGAUGACGAUGAUGAUUGAACUAUGCAGCAGCUCUCUGCCUGGAUUGUGAUGCUGUUAAAGUGAAUGGUUACUAUUGGUUAGUUUUAAUCUUUGAUUAAUAAAGAAACAUUAGUGAAGCUCCAUGUUUCCAAAGUUGAUAUCAGUUCCUCGCUUGUGUAAACAUCAUCUGAAUCAGUUUUUGAAGCAGCAUUUUCGUAAAUUUGUGACUGCCCCUACAUCUUCAGAAUCACAUGUACCUCGUGUGUGUGUGGUAGGGAGUGGGCCUGCUGGGUUUUAUACAGCCCAACAACUCCUCAAGGGCAAUCCUGAUGUCUUGGUAGAUAUCUAUGAGAAGUUACCAGUUCCAUUCGGACUAGUGCGAUUUGGAGUAGCACCAGAUCACCCUGAGGUCAAGAAUGUGAUCAACACUUUCACUAAAACAGCCCAGUCAGAAAGGUGUUCCUUUAUUGGCAAUGUAGAGGUGGGAAGGGAUGUAACUUUGCAACAACUUAGGGAUGCAUAUUCAGCUGUUGUGCUUGCAUAUGGUGCUGAUGAUGACAAGGCACUAGGAGUCCCAGGGGAGGAUUUGGACAACGUUGUAUCGGCGAGAUCAUUUGUUGGAUGGUUCAAUGGACUUCCCCAAGACAGAGAUUUGAAGGUAGAUCUGAGUGCAGAGAGAGCAGUCAUUCUCGGACAAGGAAAUGUGGCUUUAGAUGUGGCUCGGAUCCUCCUCACUCCAGUUGACAUACUAAAGAAAACAGAUAUAUCCCAGCAUGCCCUUGAUGCUCUUUCAAAUAGCAGUGUAAAAGAAGUGCUGUUGGUUGGUCGGCGAGGACCAUUACAAGUUGCCUUCACUAUCAAGGAAUUGCGUGAAAUGAUCAAAAUUCCAGACUGUUGGCCAAAUCUCACUCCUGAAGACUAUCUUGGACUCCAAAAUCUAAUACCAGACCUGCCACGCCCGAGGAGACGAUUGACAGAACUACUCUACAAAACGGCACAUGAGCCUACUGAUGUAGAUAGGAAAUUAUGGGCAAAUGCCAAACGGGAAUGGAAACUUCGUUUCCUGAGGAGUCCAUUACAUAUUUAUGGAGAAACUACGGUCAAAGGGAUCAGAUUUGCAAUCAAUAGACUUGAGGGAGAUGACCUAGUUGAGAAGAAAGCUGUCCUUUCAAAGGAAACAGAAGACAUAGACUGUGGUCUGGUGCUGAGGAGUAUAGGCUACCGGAGUGUAGCUAUUGACAAGGACAUUCCUUUUAACUUUACAAAAGGGGUAAUCUCCCAUACACAGGGAAGAGUUGAGGGAAUCACUGGUGUUUACUGUAGUGGAUGGGUUAACACAGGCCCUGUAGGAGUCAUUUUGACCACAAUGACCAAUGGUUUUGACAUUGGCAAGACUGUCAUCCAGGACCUAUCUAAUGGUGUGCUAGAGGUGUCUGGUAAACAGGGCAAGGAAGACAUACUUCCUCAGCUACAAAAAUCAGGGAUCCAAGUUGUGCAUUUUUCUGACUGGAGGAAGAUAGAUGAAGUUGAAGUGAAAAAUGGCAAAGAUUGUGGAAAACCAAGAGAAAAAUUUGUAGACAUUGACACCAUGUUAAAAAUUGCCUCUUCGACUGUAUAGAUACAUAACAAUUGAUUAUAUCUUCACCUUGUGAAUUGAUAUUCCACUGUGAAGUUUUAAUAAUUCUCAGAAGUUUACAUGUACUUGUAAAAGAAAACUACCAAUAGGAACAGGGUAAUUUAUUCUGUAAAAUGCACAGCUUUAAAACCUGAAAAUUUAAUAAAUUAAUAAAAAAAAAACCAUUUUACAUAAUAAAAGGAGUAAUGUUUACAAAAGCUAGGAACAAUAGAAACAAGAAACUGUCACAGAAUUCUUAUUCUCUGAAUGCAGAAACACUGAAAUUGGUCUACAUGUACUAUUGAUUUGCAUGAUUUUGUUAUUGUUUGUGAACAUGUUGUUAAAUAAACUACAGCUACGAUAU